GCAGUAAACCGAUACAAAGGAAUGCCAUACCUAAAUUGGCUCAAGGUUCAGAAGAUUGUCUAUAUCUUAACGUAUAUACCAAGAAGCUAUAUAGCGAAAGCCCUUUGCCGGUUAUGGUUUGGAUCUACGGUGGUGGCUUUCAAUUAGGAGAGGCAACACGGGAUUGUUGUUCGCCGGAUUAUUUUAUGUUUAAAGAUGUGGUGUUGGUUACCUUUAACUACCGUAUUGGAGUGUUUGGAUUCCUAAGCCUUAAUGAUCCCGAAUUAGAUAUACCUGGUAAUGCUGGUCUUAAAGAUCAAGUCAUGGCUUUACGUUGGGUCAAGGAUAACAUACAUAAUUUUAAUGGCGAUCCGAAUAACAUAACGGUGUUUGGGAUAAGUGCUGGAGCAGCUUCAGCACAUUUCCUUAUGUUAAGCGAACAGGGACGUGGCUUAUUCAACAAGGCUAUUUUGCAAUCUGGUUGCGCUUUAAACCCUUGGGUUACGACAACUUUGGCUGAUAGGAAUUAUCGUUUUGCCUGCUCUCUUGGAUAUCAGGGUAAUAAUAAUGACCGGGAUAUCUAUGGAUUUCUAAGCAAGCUAGAAGCAAGAUAUAUGAUCGGUGCCGAAGACCGUCUUUUAAAUAAAGCAGAGCGUUUCGAUCACAUUGCAGCUGUAUUUCUUCCUGUAGUGGAACCAUACGAAACCCAUCAUUGUAUUAUUAGUAGAUCUUACAAAGAUUGUCUAAAGGAAGCUUGGAGUAACAACAUACCUUUGAUGAUUGGCGGCGUCUCGAAUGAAGGUCUUUUGUACAAAGUUGUCGUCGAUUUGUAUCCGUUCCUUAUCGAAGAACUGGACGAUUGCUCGUCAUUGUUAAUGCCAGAAACGAAAAUAUCGCGAACUCCACAAGAAAUCCAGAAAUUGUCUUUAGAGCUUAAGAGAACCUAUUUCGAAACUAGUAAAUUGUCUAUGAAACAAAACUUAUACGAAUAUUUACAUCUAUUUUCGCACCGCAAUUUCUGGCAUGGUAUACAUCGUGUCAUAUUAGCACGUCGCAAAUAUGCUUCAGUUGUUCCCACUUACUGUUAUCGUUUCGAUUUCGACUCAGACUUUUUCAAUCGAGUUCGUAUUUUAAUGUGUGGUUCCGAAUCAUAUGGAACUUGCCAUGGUGAUGAUUUAUGUUAUCUCUUCUAUAAUGUGAUGACGACUAGUUUAGACAUUAAUACCAAUGAAUAUAAAACCAUACAGAGAAUGAUAGCUAUGUGGUACAACUUUGCCUUAAAUUCGGAUCCCAACUGUCCGGAAAUACAACCAAUUAAAUGGGAACCACUACACAUGCAUCCAGAAGCAUAUAAAUGCUUGAAUAUUGGCGAAGAAUUGGAAUUUAUGGAACAACCUGGUUACAAUAAACUGAAGUUAUGGGAUAAAUUUUACGAGAAAGUGGGUUUAAUAUAAAUUACUAGUUAA
Glossina fuscipes is the source of this 1445-nucleotide messenger RNA. RefSeq names its product esterase B1-like. Lineage: Eukaryota; Metazoa; Arthropoda; Insecta; Diptera; Glossinidae. The transcript has 3 exons. The coding region runs from base 114 to 1433 and encodes 439 amino acids. The record is from RefSeq and is a predicted model, not a curated record.